UAGAUAGUGUACUGUUACGCACAGUUUGCCUUAUUGACGCGACAGAGAAAGGGAGAGGAAGCAAACAAAGGACUGAGUUUGUUUACAGGUUUACAGACUGAUUAAAACACUUCAUUCUUUUUUGUUGUGUUUCAUGUUACUUUUUGAAGCUUCACUUGGACUAUGUAUUAGAACACCACCAGAGGCACGAUCCCGAAAUGCAUUCAAGACCACCAAAUUCGUCCGAUGGCUCGACCGCAGUAACAGCAUCGGAGGCCAGCGGAGGAGAUCUACCACCUGUCGGUGCCACAGGAGCUCAAACAUCCCGUUUAAACCGCGGCUCUACCGGAGGAGGAGAACCGGAUUCGCCUUCCUGGUGCAGAACCCCGAAGAGCUUUGACGUUUUUCAGAGCCGGACGAUAUUCCGCUUCCCUCGCCGUUCCUCCAGUGGAUAUUUUUCCUCUGACUGCGACUCGUUGCCGAGCUCUCCGCUCUCCCCGAAGCCAGUGAUGUCUGACAAAGCGAUACAGACCCCGAGCCCCACCGGACAGGUGCUAAUACACGCCCUGCAGCGCAUGGGUGAGGUGCGCGGUGAAGGACCGGGCACGCAACACGAUCCGUCACCCAGCCCCUCUAGGACGUGGCAGCAAAACGCAGCAGGGGACAUGCAGGCAGAGACAUUCGGACAACAGCUCAGACGAAUAGGAGACGAGUAUAAUCGUCUCCUAUUGCAAAGGAGGGCACCUAGACCGGUUGUUCUCCUGCCAAACAUAUUGCCUCAUAUUCACCAGGAGCCUGUCACCCUUAUCUGUGUAAGCCUCCUGCUGAUACUGAUUGGGCGAUGGAUUUGGAUACAAGGCAAUACGAACACCCAGGACUCUCAGAUUUAGAAUUAUAGCGGUAGACCUACAAACCCGGCAGACGUAGCAUUUUUUUACUAACUGUUUUUGGAUCUACUUUUUUGGGGGGACCUCAUUUUUAGCCUCUACUCUCUGCUUUUCCAUUCGCGAAAAAGACUCCUGUUGUUUCCUGGAACUCUAAUUAUUUUGUGUUUGCACCAAUGUUUUUCCGUCAUGGCCUCAAAGAUUUUGUGAUGCUACCAAAGAGGCAAGAUUUUGCACUCCUUUGUGGGCAGGGGCAGUCGCAAUACCUUAAUAUGCCUCUGCAAAAUGACGCCUGUGGAAAUUCAAAUGUGCCUUUAACAGUUUCUCGCUAGCUUUUUUUACUACUCUUUUUUUUUUGUACAAAGAUUGUGUUCUCCCAGGUCAAAAUAUCUCCUACCUGGACCAAGUUUGGAAUCUCUCCCGAUGUCUUUUUUGCUAAAAAACAAAACAUUGCACCUGCAUCAGAUUCUUUGCCAUCAAGCAGCAGACUCAUGACCUCUGUAGGAAUCAGCCGGACCAGACUUGCAUCAGUAUCCAACUUGUUUUUAAAAAUACUUGUGGCAGAUUGACAGCACACCAGCAUUUUAGAACUCAAAUGAAUUGGUUACUAUGUUUUUCUUGAAUCUAUAAUCUGGAUUAUUAUCCCUUAAAAGGUACUUUUAAGGUACUGAUAUAUAUAUAUAUCAGGAGACAUCUGUAUGAAUCUUCAUUUGUUUUCUAAACAUAUAUAGCAUAGAAAUUUGUUGUCUUCUAAAACUGCAAAAUUGAUGUUUUAUCACUGUGUUUCAUGACUACUUUAACAACAAUUGGUACAUAAUAUACAGCCCAACCUGAUAAUGAACUGAGCCCACCCAAGUAGAUUUUACCAUCUGCAUCUUUUAGCCUUUAUUAUAACACAAGAUGAUAUUGAACCAACUUCCUGCAGUAGUAGAUACAAGUCUUCCAGUCUCCACUAGAGAACUCAAAAAUGGGUUAUACCACCAAAUACUAUCCGUGUACAUGGCCUCCUACAAGAUGACAUCAAAAGGCAAUAACAGUUUUCUUCUUUGGUCAUUUUGUAUUCAGCAUUAAAGCAAAGAAAAAGAGUGUGUUAAUAACCAAAAUCGGAAUGUGAGUGUUCCAUUUUUGUUCAGUAACAAAAUUGGAGGAAUUGUUACUAAGUUGAAAUCCAGUUAGCAGAGUGGUGUUGAUGAACAAAGUGAACAACAAAACUAUUAAAUAGUGUCAUUUCAUAGUGUCUUGUUUAUGCAUUAUGCAACCUUUAAAUUUAAACGAAUCAACCAUUACUGUCUUCCACCUUCUUCGUUAAGCAUCUGGUUUUACCAUUAGCAGGCAGAGUGCAAUGGUUUCUUGACAAGGUCACGAUAUCCGUAUAUUAGCACAGUGAUUCAGACCUGGCCAAGUCUCCUUACGCUUGCCAGGUCAUUAAAUAGUUAGUUUGGGUUUUGGACAGACACCAAACAUUGAAUAGUGCAAGUCAAAGACUCUUAAAUAACUAAGUGAUUAGCGAACAGCGGAAAUAGAGGCUUCAGAUUAAAAACAUUUAUUUGUAUCUUUGAACUCUUGAUGCCAAUGAAAACUUUUGUUGUGUUAUAAUGUAAGAAUUCAUGAUCCUUUAAAAAAAUAGAUAUUGGGUUAUGUUACGAAAAGAAAUGUUACCACUUAAUCCUGAUUAAAUCUGAAGUAAAUACAAACAACUGAGUACACUGAGAGAGGAGGCUUUUAAUCCGAAAAGUUCUCUUCUUGUCUGUGUUUACAAAUAUCAGAAUUUACUCCCAUUUGAAUGUUGAGGGUAAAUAUACAUCAGUCCAUUUUCUUGACUUUGAACAUUGUUUGCUAUCUGAAAAUAAUGUGGUGUCAAAGCAUUAUGCAAAAAUACAUUUGACCGAAGCACUUUAUAAUACCAAAAGUGCAUGCUUCUACUAGGAAGGUUGAAGGAUAAACUGUGCACUACAGUUUAUUGGAGGUGGGAAAUCAAAUCAACCAAUACUUCUUAUGAUAUGAUUCAUGAAAAUUAGAGAAAAAAGACACAAAGAUAGAAUACCUGCUCUGUUUGACUGGCUUUUUUGAGAAUAGUCACAACAUCCCUACCUCCUUUAAAGCAUGGUACACAGCCAACUCCUUGAACUUUUCUGACAAACUUUACCAAGCAAGCAGACUGACUAGGUUUGGUUGGAGUAGUAAGCAUUAAACACUGUAUUUCAAAGGUCCAAUGUGAACACUGACCAAUUAUAUUUGUGUACAACUCAUGUUUUCCAUGUUGGUUUGAAUGGUACAAGUUGAAUAUUCCCAAAAUCAGUGACAUAAUAUACGUUAACUUGAUCGGUACCAAUAAUAAUAAAAUGACAUUGGCUAGUGUGCAUGUUUGUUUAAGCGUGACACAAACAAAAAUAGGGAAGUAUUUUUUAUACCCCUGUGAGCAACCUUGGAGAUGUACUGUGCUAUUAUGUGUGAUACAUGUGUUUGAUUUAAAACUUCAGAAACAAAGUAGUUCAAUCACUGUUGACGACUGCCUGUGAGGUUAGCCCAAAAGUUUGUUGUAACACAGCAAUGAUCAAAUGUAUGUUUGCACAGUUGUGUCAACACCACUGAAAAUCACUGAUACAUUAAUGUGCUGGUAUUUAUCACUGCUACAUAAGAAUUUCAGCUACUCUGUCAACUGUGUAAUCUUACAUUUUAAUAGUUAUUCAUCAGCUACAAGUGAUCAUUUUCAAGCUUUCUCUUAUGAUAUGAUGAGAUGGUUUAGGACUGUUCACUAAUUCAAGGUUCAAGGUUCUUUAAUUGAAGGUUUUGCAGGCAUUAUCUAAAGAUAUUUAGCAUUACUUGUAGUGGAUAAAGUCAUUAGAAUAAUCUGUACUUGUAUUGUUAAAAAUCCACUUCUGACAGCAGUGUCAUAUAGAUCAUAUUUGUCAUAUAGACAUUCCAGUACACAUCUGGCUUAUUGGUAUCAUGGGCUAUUGGGAACAUACCACUACAAGAUUAAAAUAAAAAAUUGCAACAAAGAGGCAUUAAUGGCCAUAAAAAAUACAUAUAAGAAGAUACAAAGAGAUUUAACAUAACCACAGAAAACCACAAAGAGCUCUUACCAAUGUAUUGUUUAUUUCCGAGAACCACAUUUGUCCCCUUCUGUUAGCAAAACUGCCACAGUGCAAACCUCGAAACCUAAACUGAAAAUGCAAACGUUGUAUCACACUACUUUCUGUUUCUGGUUGUAUUUCCUCAUUUUUCUAUCUUUUCCUGUUGGAGUAAUGUAUUGCAUACCAUGUAACCUUCAGAUUUGUCUCUGUUUGGAAUUGCACACGUUCCAAGUGUGUGUUCGUGUGUACCAAACCUAAGUGCUUUUGCUUUGUCUCUGCUGUGACACUGAGAUCGCUGUAACUGCGUGUUGAUUUUUGAUAUCGUGCCAUGUGAAACCUACAACCUCAUUUUGAAGUACUGUAUUACAGCUGGAGUGUGAGAGAAGAGCAUGGCAGGGAGGAAAUUGAAAGAUGAAUUAACGGUUUAUGAAACUGAUAUGGAAACCUGUCAAUGUGCAGAUUCUCCGCCUAUCAUUUGUAGGUGUUAGAGCACAGAAACACUUGUAUUACAUUCAGGGUUUUACUGACUCGCUUCAACACUGCUCAGGCUGCGUUCGCAUAUUGUGCUGUGCGCUUUGGGGUUUUAAGAUAACAGCUAUUAUCUACAUACAGUUAUGUGGAAAAAGCAAGUUGCAAGUUGUUGGCUCUUUUGGCAUAUCUUCAGUGCCGAUAAAUAAAGAUGGUCAACAUGAUAAGAAUUUUUCAAUCAUGAAUUUGACAAAAACAUGAACAGAUGUAAUCAUGUGUGGAGAAAGAGAGUCACCAUUGGUCUUGGUCCCCUUUGGCAGAAAUCAUUUUUAGCAGGUGUUUUGUAUAAUUGUUAUAAUUGUCCUCGCUAAUUGUCUAAAGUUGUAAGAUUUUUUAAGGGCUUUGCUGAAAUUGCUGCAUGUUUCUAAUCCCCCCAUAACUUUUAAAUGGGAUCAUAUUUGGGUUGUUGUAUAUGGCCUUUCAUGGCUAAUCAAAUCCAUAACCCUCAAUAUGUUCUUUUUGAGGCAUUCCUUAGUAGACUGGCAUAAUUGAUGGCACGUUUGGGCUGAUUACAACUUUUAGAUUUAUGAAAACUUCAGUUUGAAUCAGUCUGCCUUGUUUGGAAUUUAAGGUGUAUGUAACCGCCUAUUUGAAAUGUUCUAGUUUUUGAAGGUGCGACAAACACAUUUAGUUUUUCCACUCAAAUUAUUUACAUGGAAUAAUUACAUACUACGUUUAUCGAUAGGCAUUUUAUGAAAUGUUUAACAGAUAUGCCAAAA
This is a messenger RNA of Oreochromis niloticus (Nile tilapia), 5187 nucleotides long. RefSeq names its product bcl-2-like protein 11. Lineage: Eukaryota; Metazoa; Chordata; Actinopteri; Cichliformes; Cichlidae. The record is from RefSeq and is a predicted model, not a curated record. Bases 198 to 869 code for a protein of 223 amino acids. The transcript has 4 exons.